Prunus armeniaca (apricot) is the source of this 3339-nucleotide messenger RNA. Lineage: Eukaryota; Viridiplantae; Streptophyta; Magnoliopsida; Rosales; Rosaceae. The record is from the annotation of a GenBank genome assembly.
AUGGAUCAAGUGUCAGUGCCUGUUUCGCUUCAUUCGCUUGCUCCAUCUAUUCCAAAACUUAAUGGAACAAAUUUCUCAGAUUGGUGUGAACAAGUCCAGUUUCACUUAGGUGUUCUGGAUCUUGAUUUAGCACUCCGAACUGAGAAACCUGCUGCUCUCACUGACAAUAGCAGCAGUGAAGAAAAAUCUUUCCAUAAGGCUUGGGAAAGAUCGAAUAGAUUGAGCAUUAUGUUUAUGCGAAUGACUGUAGCAAACAACAUAAAGACUACGCUUCCUCAAGCUGAAACCGCUCAGGAAUACUUGAAGAAUGUUGAAAAUCGUUUCAAGAUUGCUGACAAGUCCCUUGCAGGGACAUUAAUGGCUGAGCUUACCACCAAGAAAUUUGAUGGUACGCGAGGCAUGCGUGAGCAUGUUCUUGAAAUGACUAAUGUAGCAGCAAAACUAAAGACCCUGGGGAUGAGUGUGGAUGAGUCAUUCCUUGUUCAAUUUAUUUUGAACUCUUUGCCUCCUCAGUAUGGACCGUUCCAAAUUAACUACAACACCAUUAAGGACAAAUGGAAUGUGGAUGAAUUGUCCAACAUGCUUGUUCAAGAGGAGGGAAGACUUAAGCAGCAAGGGGACCAUUCCAUUCAUCUUGUAACUCAAGGAGCUGGAAAGAAAUAUGGAAGAAAGCCUGGAAAUGGCAAGAAAGGAGGACUGUCCAAGAGUAGUGAACCUGCUAAUGUUACUCAGGUUCAGAGGAAGGAACAAAAGGGUGAUAUAUGCCAUUUCUGUAGAAAGUCAGGGCAUUAUCAGAAAGAUUGCCCAAAACGUAAAGCAUGGUUCGAAAAGAAAGGUAAGCAUUUGGCUUUAGUAUGUUUCGAAUCAAAUUUGGCUGAAGUUCCUUACAAUACUUGGUGGGUUGACUCCGGUGCUACUGUUUAUGUCUCUAAUUCGAUGCAGGGAUUCCUUACGACCCAAACUUUAAAUCCAAAUGAAAAUUCCAUCUUUAUGGGGAAUCGAGUCAAAGCUCCAGUUGAAGCCAUUGGAACCUUUCGUUUAAUUUUGGAUACUGGGCAUAAUUUAGAUUUAUUUCAAACACUCUAUGUUCCUAAUUUUUCCAGAAACUUGAUUUCAAUUUCUAGACUUGACCGUGAUGGAUUUUCCUUUAAGUUUGGUAAUGGUAAACAAACCAAACACACCAAGAAAGGAGCCACAAGAAGUUCAGGGCUUCUUGAAAUUAUUCAUACAGACAUUUGUGGACCUUUUGAUGCUCCAUCUGUUACUGGAGAAAAAUAUUUCAUCACCUUCAUAGACGAUUUUUCAUGUUAUGGCUAUGUUUAUCUAUUGAAGGAAAAAUCUGAGGCAGUGAACAUUCUUGAAGUGUUCAUUACCGAAGUUGAAAGACAAUUAGAUAAAAAGGUGAAAAUUGUCAGAUCAGAUAGGGGUGGUGAAUUUUAUGGAAAAUAUAAUGAAUCAGGUCAAUGUCCUGGUCCAUUUGCAAAACUCCUAGAAAAGCAUGGCAUUUGUGUUCAAUACACUAUGCCAGGUACGCCGCAGCAGAAUGGUGUUGCUGAAAGGCGUAAUCGUACACUUAUGGAUAUGGUUAGGAGAAGGAAACCCAGUUUAAGGCAUCUUCAUGUUUGGGGUUGCCCAACAGAAAUAAGAAUUUAUAAUCCACAUGAAAAGAAAUUGGAUUUUAGAACGAUCAGUGGUUACUUUAUUGGUUACCCAGAAAAAUCCAAAGGAUAUAGGUUUUAUUGUCCUAAUCAUAGUACGAGAAUUGUAGAAACCGGUAAUGCCAGAUUCAUUGAAAGUGGUGAAGUCACUGGGAGUGGAAAAACUAAAGAAGUGGUCAUUCAGGAGGUUAGGGUGCAUGUCCCUUCACCCAUGCCUUAUACGGAAGUUGUUGUUCCUACACAUGCUGAACUAUUAAGCAAUGUUGAACAACAAAUCAAUGACCAACCACUCCAUAAUGAGACUAUCACAAAUGAAAAUGUAGUGGAAGAACCACAAGAAAUAAUAUUAAGACGAUCUCAAAGAGAAAGGAGGUCUGCUAUUUCGCAUGAUUACGUGGUUUAUCUACAUGAAUCUGAUUUUGAUACAGGGAUAAAUAAGGAUCCAGUUUUGUUUUCACAAGCCAUUAAUUGUGUUGAUUCUGCUAAAUGGAUUGAUGCCAUGCAUGAUGAGUUGAAAUCAAUGGAACAUAAUGAAGUCUGGGAUCUCGUUGAAUUGCCUGAGGGUUGCAAGCAAGUUGGAUGUAAGUGGGUUUUCAAGACCAAAUGUGACUCAAAUGGCAAUAUAGAGAGAUAUAAAGCCAGACUAGUGGCCAAAGGUUUCACUCAGAAGGAAGGCAUUGAUUAUAAGGAGACCUUUUCACCAGUCUCUAAAAAGGACUCACUCAGAAUCAUUAUGGCAUUGGUAGCUCAUUAUGAUUUGGAGUUACAUCAAAUGGAUGUGAAGACAGCUUUUUUGAAUGGGAGUUUGGAAGAAGAAGUCUAUAUGGAUCAACCAGAAGGCUUCUCAUUAAAGGGAAAGGAACACAUGGUCUGUAAACUAAAGAAGUCAAUAUAUGGACUUAAGCAGGCUUCCCGACAAUGGUAUCUUAAGUUUAAUGAUAUCAUUAUUUCCUUCGGUUUUAAGGAAAACACUGUUGAUCGGUGUAUAUAUCUGAAGGUCAGUGGGAGUAAAUUUAUAUUCCUAAUUCUGUAUGUUGAUGACAUUUUGCUUGCUAGUAGUGAUCUUGGUUUAUUACAUGAAACCAAGAAGUUUCUCUCAAAGAACUUUGAAAUGAAAGAUAUGGGUGAGGCAUCUUACGUGAUAGGAAUUGAGAUAUUCCGUGAUAGGUCACGUGGUAUAGUGGGUUUGUCUCAGAAAGCAUAUAUUGAAAGAGUUCUAGAGAGAUUUGGUAUGGAAAAUUGUUCGCCCAGUGUUGCUCCAAUUCAGAAAGGGGAUAAGUUUAGCCUUAUGCAAUGCCCGCAAAAUGAAUUGGAACGCAAACGAAUGGAGAGUAUUCCUUAUGCAUCCGCUGUAGGAAGCCUAAUGUAUGCACAGACUUGUACCAGGCCAGACAUCAGUUUUGCAGUUGGGAUGUUGGGCAGGUACCAAAGCAAUCCAGGAAUUGAUCACUGGAAAGCCGCAAAGAAAGUAAUGAGAUACUUGCAAGGAACCAAAGACUAUAUGCUCACAUUUAGAAGGUCUGAUAACUUGGAAGUAAUUGGUUAUUCAGACUCAGAUUUUGGUGGAUGUGUUGAUACUAGAAGAUCAACUUUUGGAUAUUUGUUCCUACUAGCUGGAGGAGCAAUUUCCUGGAAAAGUGCAAAGCAAUCUUCCAUUGCUUCAUCCACUAUGGAGGCCUAG